AUGACGAAGUUGCUGAGUUUCGAGAAACAGGGCGGCUGUGAUAGGCGCACCCUCCGCACCUCCGCAACUUCACUAUGGCGCCGGUAUGUUGGACGUUGGACGACUUUGACUUGGUUUUGCUUCGAUACUAAUAUUCUACUAGCGAGGAUUGACAAACCCUGCCCCCAAAGUAUCCUUCUACCCACUCACACUACAAACUCAAGCUUACUUCCCCAGACCGAGUCCGCCCGCUCUGCGCUGAGCGCUUUCACCUGCACACUGUGCAACAAGUCUUACUCGCGACACCCAGAAUAUGAAGCUCACAUCGGUUCCUAUGACCAUCAGCAUAGAAAACGUCUUCAAGACCUGAAACAGCUCUCGCGGGACCCAAAUGCGGCAGAGAAAGCACGUCGCGCAGAACGCAAAGCCGACGCGGAGGCCGGGUUGAAGGUGAUUGAGACCCCCGGGGACAAUGGGGCCCCAGCCACCAGCACAGUGAAGAGUGGAGGGUUCAAGAAAGGAGGGUUCAAGAGCUCUUUUGCUGCCGUCAAGGGUUCAGCUACCCCCGCUGCUCCGGUGCGGAAGAACGUUCUUGGUGAUGAUGACGAUGCCCAGCCGAAAGUUGAGUCGCUACCAGUGGCCAAGUCCCAGCAGACUGAGAACUCAGGCGAGAUGGAGAGUGAAGAUGAAGGCUAUGGUCAGGGCCAGGCGGCUUAUUACGACCCUCGUCGACCAACUGAUUGUUUCGCCGGUUGUACCGCUUCAAACAUCCCAGCAACUGCAUGA
Messenger RNA from Penicillium salamii, 765 nucleotides. NCBI's taxonomy places the organism in Eukaryota, Fungi, Ascomycota, Eurotiomycetes, Eurotiales, Aspergillaceae. The record is from the annotation of a GenBank genome assembly.